Messenger RNA from Oryctolagus cuniculus (rabbit), 3003 nucleotides. It is a transcript of the gene AZI2, whose product is annotated as 5-azacytidine induced 2. NCBI's taxonomy places the organism in Eukaryota, Metazoa, Chordata, Mammalia, Lagomorpha, Leporidae. The record is from RefSeq and is a predicted model, not a curated record. Gene Ontology annotation, cellular component: cytoplasm.
CCUCGCCGGGGAAGCGGCGGUGUCCUCGAGGAAACCGGAAGCCCGUGGUGACCCCUGGCGACCCGGUUUGUGUUCCGUCGGUUCCCGAACACCCGGGGAAACGAAACUCGGCGGCCCUAGGGGUGGCCCUGCUCUGCCUGGCUGCGGGCUGUCAUGGAUGCACUCGUAGAAGAUGAUAUUUGCAUUCUGAAUCAUGAGAAAGCCCAUAGGAGAGAUCCAGUGACUCCAGUCUCAAUAUAUGCAGGAGAUGAAUCUGUUGCUUCACAUUUUGCCCUUGUCACUGCAUAUGAAGAUAUCAAAAAACGACUUAAAGAUUCAGAAAAGGAGAACUCUCUCUUGAAGAAAAGAAUAAGGUUUUUGGAAGAAAAGCUAAUAGGGGCUCGAUUCGAUGAAGAAACAAGUUCUGUGGGACGAGAACAAGUAAAUAAGGCCUAUCAUGCAUAUCGAGAGGUUUGCAUUGAUAGAGAUAAUUUGAAGAACAAAUUGGAUAAAAUGAAUAAAGACAACUCUGAAUCUCUGAAAGUGUUGAACGAACAACUACAAUCAAAAGAAGUAGAACUCCUCCAGCUAAGAACAGAAGUGGAAACUCAGCAGGUGAUGAGGAAUUUAAAUUCUCCUUCAUCAAACUGGGAGGUGGAAAAAUUGAACUGUGACCUGAAGAUCCAUGGUUUGGAAAAGGAGCUGGAAUUGAUGAGGAAAGAAUGUAGCAAUCUCAAAAUAGAACUACAAAAGGCCAAGCAAACGGAUCCAUCUGAGGAUGACAACCUGAAGAACUGCACUCUCCAAAGAGUAAGCAUUUCAAGUGAUAAUAUGCAGCAUGCAUACUGGGAACUGAAGAGAGAGAUGUCUAAUCUACAUCUGGUGACUCAAGUACAAGCUGAACUACUAAGAAAACUGAAAACUCCAACUACAAUCAAGAAAGCCUAUACCCCAGCAGCCUGCACUGAAGACCUUGGGAAAGAUAGCACAAAACUCCACUUGACAAAUUUUACUGCAUCCUACAAAAGACAUGCCCCCCUCUCACCAAAUGGCAAAGCUGUCUGUCAUACUACAUCUUCCCCUUUUCCAGGAGAUACAAAGAUUUUAUCAGAGAAAGAAGUUCUCCAAUCAUGGACAGAUAAUGAGAGAUCUAUUCCUAAUGAUGGUACAAACUUUCAGGAACACAACUCCUACAGCAGAAAUUCUCUAGAAGAUAAUUCUUGGGUAUUUCCAAGCCCUCCUAAAUCAAGUGAGACAGCAUUUGGGGAAACUAAAAGUAAAACUUCGCCUUUACCCAAUCUGCCAUCACUGCAUUACUUGGAUCAACAUAACCAAAACUGCCUUUAUAAAUAAUUCUGAAGAGAUUCCGGACUUUAUCAUGAGGAUGUUGUAUCUCUCUUCUCUCAGUAGCUCUCCCAAGAAAUUAUUUAACAAACUGAAAGUGGAUUUUGACUGAAAUUUUGCAGAGUUCUUCAGUGUAUACAGCUGAACACACUGAUGAUAUUAUGUACUUGAUUUUCUGGUAUGAAAGAAGAGUACCCUUCAGCUCUGUAUUCAAAGAAUCAGAUAUAUACUACUAUACUAAUAUACAAACUUAAGGUAUGUUUCAAAAAGACAAUUCUACCUUUGCUAACAAUUGUAAAAUUUUGCCUCUCAGUGUAGACAUGGUUUUACAAAGUGUGAAAUGCCUCAAUAACCAUUCAUUAAAGUAAAAAGCCAUUAACACAAGAGAAAAACCAUGUAUGUUGCAUCAGUCUGCAUAUAGGCUCAAAAGGCAAUGUGAAUAGGUUUCUGUUGACUUUAUAAUGCAUAGAUAUGAAAAAUAUAAUGGAAUAAAGUAUCUAGGUUACUGCAUCUCUUAAUGCUGUUGUGUUUCAAAAGUGUAAGAUUUCAAAUGAUAGUUGUAGUUACAAUGUUACUUGUUGAUAAAAUUUUAGAAUUGCAGUUUGAAUUUUAAGACUUGAAGUAACUUGACCAUAGAGGCCAGCUUAUCCCAGUGCAUUCUUCAAGUCCUAACUGGGGAGGAAAAUGAAAAAAUAUUUGAAAAACUAUGUGAUUCAUGAAUAGACUAUGACAAGCUUAUAUACCAUUCAAUUAGAAGUAGAAAGAGUAUCACACAGGUUUGUCCUUCCUGUGUCCAUAAUGAAAAUGGCAAUGUGUGUAUAACUAUAGUCAUUUACUUCAAAGGGAAUACAGCUGCUUGUUAGAACAGAUUACCUAUCAAACGUAAGUCUAAAAUUUGUAAUCUUACUGAGAAAGUGAUUUUCAAUUAGUUAAUUAGGAAUUUGCAUUGUAGCACCAAAUUUUGUACUAUAUUUAUAUAGUACAAUCGUGAAAUGUCCCCAUACUUACAUUCUAAGUGGCAAAUCAAUUUCCUUGUAAAUAAGGAAAUUCAAAAGGAUGCCUUCAUUUGGAAAUUGAUCUGAAUUCUAAAGGGUAGAGGUAUUAAGAAUAUUAGUAACAAUAUAUUACUUAAACCUUUGCCCAGGAUAGAGUAUUUCAUGAAGACUUCAUCAUUUCUAAUAGUUUCAUAUAUUUUGAACUUGAAAACAUCUCAGAUCUUUUAUAUUACUAUAGCAUACAUACAUGGCAGUGUUCAUCAUUCACCAGAAAUUUCUGCCUUUCUAUUAUCUCACUUAUUCAAGCUUGUCUGUGAUUAAUGGGAUUGGUGUCAGAUGUAGGAAUUUAUUCUGACCAAUGAACACAGCUGACUCAAGGGAGUAGAGUCUCCUGCCAAGUAAUAGCAUAGAACCCAAUAUGCAUAAAACAAAUAUAAGAUUCCAAGCUUUAGCUGAAGAAAGCAACUACCUGUGUAAUAACAAAGCAGCAGAAACUAUUUCUCAUGUGGCUGCAUAGGCUGUAUAUUAUAUCUAAUCUCUAAUGUAGCUUACUCGUUUGCCUUUAUUAAAACCAAGACUAGAAAUUUUCCAUUGUAAAGUCAGUCUUAUGAGAUAAUGGCUUGAUUAAUGUUUUGAGCAGUGCCAAGAAAUUGUUUAAUUAAAGUUAUUUUUAUUUGAAAUUGAA